AACAGAUCUGUCAUAUUUCAGCUGUCACGCUGUCUCUUGGACAAAGCACCCCAGGCGAAGGAAGAGUGUGGGAGGAAAGCCAUGCCCCCCCACCCUGACCGGGGUCAGUGUGGCGUGGCAAAACCUCCACGAUUUUCUUUGAAAGACGGGCGUGAACUCAAGCCUGCUUGGGUGGUGGAAUGGAGGGGGCCAAAGGGCCCUGCGAAUGGAAUCCAGUCAUAUCCACCCUCAAUAGUUUCGACACUCAGAAUUAUUAGUACCCUAUUUGCACAGGCCCCACCCCAUCCAUCUCCUCGUUUGGUGCAGCAGCAGGCCACAUAGGAGAGCAUGUCCUCCUGGCUCCGCUGUUGCCAGCGUAAGCCAUGUGCAUUGCUUACAUGCCCCUGAACUGCGACAGUCAUGCCAUGUAUCCAAAGCAGAUUCAAACGCACCAUGCCAUGCAUAACUUUGGCGUUGCCCAUUGAUAUAACCAUGGCUCGACGGGGUUCGCAAAUUGAAGUUUGAAGAUCCUAGGCGGCAGUAGUGACCGUUCAAACACUGUAUGAAACCUCCAGAAAAGUUUCCCAAGGUGAUGUCGAGUCGGGCGGUGGUGGCGCGAAUUGCGGCGGCGGUGGCGGUGUGGAUGGCGUGCGCGGGCGUGUUGGCGGGGCUGGUGGCGUGGAGGGUGCAGAAGGGCUUCGACGACAAUCGCAAGGCGGAGCUCGACGCCUGGUGCGCCGGUCGAGCGCGCUCGCUGCAGCAGCAGUUUAUGCUGACCGCCGAUCACGUGCAGGUGCUGGCGGGUCUGGCCACGGUGUUUGGCGGCGUGCGGAGGAACCCCUGGGCGGUGGGCAGCUGCAUGACGCAGAGGCGCUUUGUGCACUUCGUGGAGCGCACCAUCCCCGCGCAGCCCUGGGUGCACGCCGUGGGCUACAUGGCCAUCAUCAACGGCUCCGACAGGGCGGCCUUUGAGCGUCAGGCGCACUGCCAGCUGCUGGACAUACUGGGGAAGUCGGCCCCGGUGGCGGACUGGUACAUGAACUCGCGCAUGUGGUUUCAAGAAAACCCCCCGCUGCCACUGCUGGAGAUGACGUCUACCUGUGUCAACGUGCGCACGCACCCCUCGUACGGCCCGCAGCUCAACCGCAUGCACGAGCUGGGCGCCAACCUGCUCAGCUUGCCCUACGUGCUCGACAAUGGGCAAGUGGGCAUGGGCAUGGGAUUCCCAAUCUUCAAGGACGGUGUGACCACAUCGUCCCCCCUGGCGGAGCGGCAGGCGGCGCUCAUCGGGCUCAUCGCGGCGUCCAUCGACUUCAACAGCCUCGCCGCUUUCAUCAUCAGCGAGGUCCUUCGGCAAGGUGUGGAGUAUGCCCUUGAGGUCUAUGAUGUCACCUCCACUGACACUCUCGCCUUCUCCUCCACCGCCUCUGCCGUCUCCAUUGACGGCACCUCGCCUGCCCGUCGCCUGCUGUACGGCGUGGGCGACCUGCCUCAGGGCGAUCCCAUGCAAGUGUCAAAGCUCAUUCCGCCCUCCAACGAAACCAUGCUGCAGCCACACCGCUACAAGUCCGUGCAGCAAAUCAAUGUCACUGACACUUCGCGAUCUUACCAGAUGUGGUGCCGCUUCGGCGGCUUGGACACGGCGCACAGCUGGACGGCCAUUCUGCUGGCCACCGUCAUAGUGGUGGUGGCGGCGCUGCUGGCCGCCAUCGGCGUGAGCGUGGCGUGCAACACGCGGGCCGUGCGGGAGAAGACGGUGGCGCUGGAGAUGCUCAAGGAGAAGACGCAGGAGGCCGAGAGGAACAAGAGUGCCUUCAUUGCCAACACGGCUCAUGAGCUCCGCACGCCGAUCAUCGGCGUCAGGGGCAUGUUGGAGGAGCUGGCGGAGGGCCAGGUGGACGAGGGGCAGCGGGAGGACGUGGGCACGGCGGUGGGCGAGGUGGAGCGCAUCCUGGCGCUCAUCAAUGUCGUGCUCGACGUCUCCAAGGCCGAGGCUGGCCGCCUGCAGCUCGAGACCCUGCCCUUCCACCUGCGCUGCUGGCUGCGCGAGGCGCUGCACACCCAUGCACACGCCGCGCAGGCUCGACACCUGGACUUCACAUGCCAUGUGGACACUAGUGUGCCGGAGGUGCUGGUGGGGGACUACCUGCGCCUGCAGCAAGUGGUGGACAGCAUCGUUGACAACGCCAUCAAGUUCACGUCCAGUGGAGGGGUGUGUGUGCGGCUGCAGUGCCUCCCCGCCACCACCGACAUCCCCGCUCACCUUCGAUCACUCGGCUGCCACGUGGCUCAACACACCCCAGCUGCUGCCAACGCUCCCGCCGCUGCCACCAGAGCUGCUGCGCGUGGCAAUGAGGGGGGGGGUGCAGCGAGGGCGCCGUUCAUGGAGCAGGUGGAGCAGCGCGGGCUGGCAGCGGCUGUGAUGGGCGUGUGGGCGCCGCGGCUGCUGCAGGAGCGGCUGGCCUCGCUCAAUGCGUGGCCGCUCGCAUGCCCCCUGCACACGGGCAUGGUCACGGAGAGGGAGUGGUGGGGGGGGGAGGAUGGGGAGAGUCAGGUGGGGGAGGAGGGCGAGAGGCUAAGGGAGUGUGAGGAGGAUGAGGCGCGGAGGGAGUGCGAGGAGGGAGAGGGGGCAAGUGCAGAGCAAGGGCGCAGUGAAGGGCUCGGUGGUGAGGCCUGGGGGAGAGGUGAAGGGGGGGAUGCAGCAAGGCAACCAGGGGAAGCUGAGGGCACGAGAGGAGAGACACAUGGACGUUUGGCGUUGGAGAAGAGUGGAGAUAGGGAGAAGGAAGGAAGGGGAAACAUUGUUUUGAGGGAGGGUGGCACGGAGAGAGCUUUGUUGAGGCAUGCAGAUGAGGGUGAGGGGGAUGGCCAUGGUAUAGGGGGGCCUUGUGUUGGCGCACGUGAGGGAGGUGCAUGUGAGGGAGGUGCAUGCGAGAGAGGUGCUUGCGAGGGAGAUGCAUGCGGGAGAGGUGCAUGCGGGGGAGGUGCAUGCAGGGGAGGUGCAUGCGGGGGAGGUGCAUGUGGGGGAGGUGCAUGUGGGGGGGGUGCAUGUUCGGGGGGUGCAUGCGAGGGUGGUGCAUGCGAGGGAGGUGCAUGCGAGGGAGGUGCAUGCGAGGGAGGUGCAUGCGAGGGAGGUGCAUGCGGGGGAGGUGCAUGCAGGGGAGGUGCAUGUGAGGGAGGUGCAUGUGAAAGAUGUGCAUGUGGGGGAGGUGGCAACAAGGGUGCAUGGAUGGAUGCAGCGAGGCAGUGGUUGUGCGGGCCUUGCACUGAAGGGAGCGUGGUGUCUGAGGGGAAUGCUGACAGGCGAUUGGUGCUGCUGCUGACGUGUGAGGACACGGGGUGUGGGAUAGUCGAGGUGGAGCAAGCUGAUGUCUUCCACGCAUUCAUGCAGCCACACCAGAAGAGACACGAUCAUGGCGGUAGCGGGAUGAGCCUUCACUUGUCGCGACAGCUGGUGUCCCUUUUGGGUGGCAGCAUUGGUCUGCUCAGCACGGAGGGCCAUGGCACCACUCUGCACGUCGCUAUGCCAUUCACUGCUGCCGCUGCACCUUCUCCUCUUACUGCUGCUGCUUCGUCUGCUGCUGCUGCUUAUGCUGCUACCUCUUUUGGUAGUGACGCUAGCAGUGGCUGCGGGCCUCACCCCAGCAGAAGCUGGAGUGCGAGCGAGGGCGAGCACGGGUGUGGAGGGGGGGAGAGCACAAGUGGAGUGAAGGUGGGGGGUGAGAGGGUGCAGAGUGCCAAGGAGGCUCUCAAGGAGAUGCUGCAGGGCAUGGCGAUCCUGGUGGUGGACGACAAUGUGAUAAACCGGCGGGUGGCAGCGAGCACGCUGGGGCGAUACGGUGCUGACGUCACACUGGCAGAGUCAGGCGAGGCGGCUCUGCUGCUGCUGCAGCCGCCGCACUCCUUCCGCCUCGUGCUCAUGGACCUCCACAUGCCCCUCAUGGACGGCUACCAGGCCACGGCCCUGCUGCGCGCCAUGGAGGGGGGCGCGGGGCGCAUGGAGAGCAUCUCAGAGCUGCUGGAGGGGGGUGCUGAGGGCCUGGAGGGGGGCCCACAACGGCAGCAGCGCACGCAUGUGGUGGCCAUGUCAGCAGAUGUCGACAGCGCCGUUGCUGCCCGUGCCACUGAGGCCGGCAUGGAUGGGGCGGUGCAGAAGCCACUCAAUGAGAAAGUGCUGCUUAAGGUUCUUUCAACUUUGUCUGCGAAGCAACGGAGGUACAGAACCCACUCAAUGUGACGCGUUAAAGCCCGCGGCUCAAAUAGCGAAGUCAGAAACCACUUGGAAAUUUGAGAAAGGGAAAAAUGACAGAAGGAUGAAACACCCUACAUACCGCUUUCCCUCGGAUAAAACACCUGCCAAUCCUAAUCACCCAUGGUUUGUGUGGGCGGACCUGGGUGCUGAAUUGAACUGGAUAUUCAGACCACCCUACUUUUGGACAUGAAUUCUACACACCACCCCACCCCCACCCGGGUCUCGAAGUGUCCUAAACGGCAGCGAACUCCAGGAAUAUGAAGUGCGUGGCCCGUCAGGUCCGACCCGAGUGGAGGUUUCAAGGUACCGUACACUGAUUCGAAAGGGAAACCCAAGAAAGUACUCUGAUUCGACACAUGUUCUCAAAACAAAUCGAGAAGAGCAGUUCAAAUGAAAUCUUGACAAUAUU
Molecule: messenger RNA, 4640 nt
Organism: Closterium sp. NIES-67
Lineage: Eukaryota; Viridiplantae; Streptophyta; Zygnematophyceae; Desmidiales; Closteriaceae
Source: the annotation of a GenBank genome assembly